CUAUAUAAGGAAAACAAUCCGACAAGAUAAAGAUCUUCCUUUAUUCAGAUGUUCCAAUUGUAAAUCCACUGUAUAAACUAAACGACACGAUAUCCGUUCAAAUGGAUUUCGUUUUGUGUGUACUGCUGUUAACCUUUUUUGGUACAAAUGAUUGUAAAAUCAAAGUAAAAGUUGGUGACAUUGCUAUUUUUGUUACCCCAGAAACAAAUGAACCGAGUUGUGUAAAGUAUAAUGGACAUAACUUGGAUCUAGGAGUUGGUGAGCUGAUGACAUAUAUGUCACCGAAGCACGAGAAGUACCAGUACUAUGCAGAUAAGGCCAAGGAAGAUGGAACGUAUGAUUAUGAUAUCGCAUUUGAGAUAUAUGAUCUUUAUCAAGCGAAAAUAGAUAAAUUUACAGACGAUUAUAUAUUAUUGGAUUAUGUGAGUAUGCUAACUGGUUAUAGUGAUGAGGAUAUAUCGAAAAAUGAUGAUAAAAAUGAAGGUAAUGAUAAAAGAAAUAAAAAAAUAUUAAUAGCUCAAUGAACAUGGGAAAUUAUUGUAUACUAUAAAAUUGUAUUAUUUAAAAUGAGUACAAUAAAGAUCUAUUAUCACUA
Adelges cooleyi (spruce gall adelgid) is the source of this 595-nucleotide messenger RNA. RefSeq lists its product as uncharacterized. The transcript has 6 exons. The coding region runs from base 102 to 524 and encodes 140 amino acids. The record is from RefSeq and is a predicted model, not a curated record. NCBI's taxonomy places the organism in Eukaryota, Metazoa, Arthropoda, Insecta, Hemiptera, Adelgidae.